Molecule: messenger RNA, 2784 nt
Organism: Zophobas morio
Lineage: Eukaryota; Metazoa; Arthropoda; Insecta; Coleoptera; Tenebrionidae
Exons: 3
Molecular function (GO): catalytic activity
Source: RefSeq, a predicted model, not a curated record
AUGGCGACGAGUGAAGAAGUGUUUUCGGAUUCUCAAAGAAGUGAAUCGGAAAUAAAUUGUGCUCGUGAAAAAAAUAAAAAAAAGGAAGUGUUUAGUUUCUUUACCGAAACAGAAAUGGAAUGUCUUCAUCACAAUAAAACAGCGACUUCAGAGAGUACAUCUGUCAAGAUAGGAGAUGAAGAAACUUUGAUAACGGAAACAGUAAUUAGUUUCCUAAAAAGCAACACCUUUUCUAGCAUCUUACGCAAGGCAAUAGAAGCAGCCACCGUCUCCCUGCGUGACGAAAUUCGAAGUCUUAAACAAGAGCUUAACAAUGUGAAGAGUUCCAAUGUUGAUAUGAUAAAAAUGUUGACAGAUUAUCCCAAAAAUAAUUUGUUGAAGGUGCCCUCUUUCGAUGUCGAUGUGUUCUCCGAUAUAUCUUCCGAUGGCAUAAACGAUACAAACGAGUGUAAAAAAAAAGUACACUAUAAAACAUCACGCGAUAAGAGUGUCCAAAACCGAUCCGGCCAAAAAACUAAUAAACAGCAGAAAAUUCCGAAGGAUAACAAUAAUAAAUCCGUUUUAGACCCAAAGGUUAUCCCGUUUAUUCCAUCUAAUCCAUCAUUAAACGUAGCAUCGUCGAACAUGGAAAAAAAUGAAAAAAAUGAAGAAAUAUCUUCUCACAACGCCCUAAAUGAUGCCGAAGGUUUUCAAACUGUUGUCUCAAGAAAGAAAAAGCGUAACUUCAUUCGAGAAGUGGAAAUUCUAAAAAUAAAUUGUAUCUGCCUUUGUGAACAUUGGUUGAACCAUAUCGAAAUCGAUAAUAUUCAUGUGCCCGAUUUCAACACGGCAGCAUUUUUUGCGCGGUCUUCAAAGAAGCAUGGAGGAGUCAUGCAGCUGAUGCACCAAAGUAUCCCCUUCAAGAUUCUGUCUGAUAAGGUAUCAGCACUUUCUGCUGAGGUGGAUUGCGAAUUAUGCGGCGUACUUAUCACUAAGUUAGAUUUAAUUUUAAUAACGGUUUAUCGCUCGCCAAAAGGCGAUUUUCAUAAAUUUAUUGAUACUAUAGUCAUUCUUCUUAAUGAAAUUCAUUGCAAAUCUAAAUACGUCAUAGUGGGUGGAGAUUUUAACUUAUUAUUUGGCACUAAUGAUGCAAAAGCCAAUUAUUUUUGUAAUCUUUUGUCUAGCUACGGCUUAUAUUCUACUGUCAGAUUUAAAACGCGUUAUAACAACACACUUGAUAAUGUGUUUACUAAUAUUAAUUCAGAUAUGAUAAAUAUAACACCUGCUAAACUUUAUCAGUCGGACCAUACUGGAAUAUGUGUAAAUGUUACUCUAAAGGAAGCUGUAUUCGAUAACUCAUUUAUCCCUAAAUAUGUAAGGCCCAUCUCACAGUUUGGGAAAAUCAUGUUUUUUAAUUUAUUACAACAAGUUGAUUGGAGUUUCAUUGAUCAAAAUUGCGACUUUAAUGCGUCUGAUUUGUUCUCGAUCUUUAUAGAUACGCUACUAUUGUAUUAUAAUAUCGCCUGUCCUGAGAAGAAACUAUCGUGUAACAGAUCCAAGGUCCAUAAUAUAAUUUGGUAUACCCCUGAUUUAAAAAUCAUGCGAGAAACUCUGCAUCUAAUAUAUAGUUCUUACAGAUUAUAUGGGACUUUGGGUUUGAAAAUAAUGUAUAAUAACUUUAAGCGUAAAUAUGAAGAAGCUGUUAAAAAAGCUAAAAUUGCAGCUAAUAAUGUCUUUAUUAAAAACAAUUCUAAUAAUUCUAAAGCUAUGUGGUCAUUAAUAAACAGAAGUAGAAAACGUACUAUUCAUGAAACUACAAAAAUUUCCUCUAACGAAUUCAAUUUACAUUUCUCGAGCAUUGCUAAAAAUAUUCUUAAUUCCUUACCAAAUACUAAUCUUGAUCCUGUUAAAAUUAUGAUAUCUGUUAAUAACACGUCACAUAUGUUCUUUAAAUUCAGGACAGUUAGUGAGGUACAAGUACGUGAGGCAUUGAAUAAAUUAAAAAAUAAGAGCAGUAAAGAUAUUUAUGGGUUCAAUGUCGACGUUAUAAAAUCAGUAAAGGAUAUACUAAUUGCACCUUUGACCAAAUUAAUAAAUAAAUGUAUUGUUGACUCGGUUUUUCCAGACUGCUUAAAAUUGGCUUUAGUAUGUCCAAUAUACAAAAAAGGUAAUGUCAAUGAAGUUGAUAACUAUCGACCAAUCUCCCUUCUUCCAGUGUUGUCUAAAGUGUUCGAAAAAUUAAUGUUAGAACAAAUCCUUGAAUUCUUUAUUAGUAAUAACUUGUUUUGUACAAAUCAGUUUGGAUUUCGAAAAGGCUUAUCCACUGAAAAAGCUGUUCUAUCUUUUAUUGAUAAUGUCGUUAAAUCCUUUCAAGAUGGUGAAUAUUUUGUGUCUGCCUUUCUAGAUCUUAGUAAGGCAUUUGACUGCAUGUCUCAUGAAAUACUAAUCCGUAAACUUUUUUUUUACAACUUUCAGCCAGAUGCCACUAGAUUAAUUUCAUCGUAUCUUUUGAAUCGAUUGCAAGUAGUCUCUGUUGAUGGUAUAGUCUCCGAUAAAGAACAAAUCGCGUAUGGUGUACCUCAGGGGUCCAUCUUAGGGCCUCUAAUUUUCUUAAUUUAUGUGAACGAUCUGCCAUACUUUUUCCCUGAUUUUUUUACGAUAUUGUACGCGGACGAUACUACUUUUAGUAAAAAGGCAAUGUCAUCUUCAUUAGUAAUAAGUACUCUUAUGAAUAUAUCUUCGCAAGCGGAACCUUGGUUUUUCGCCAACAAACUUUGCGUAAAUAAGAACAAAUCACUUCAGAUG